Prunus mume (Japanese apricot) is the source of this 773-nucleotide messenger RNA. RefSeq names its product protein SPIRAL1-like 1. NCBI's taxonomy places the organism in Eukaryota, Viridiplantae, Streptophyta, Magnoliopsida, Rosales, Rosaceae. Gene Ontology annotation, biological process: cortical microtubule organization. Gene Ontology annotation, cellular component: cortical microtubule, transverse to long axis. The record is from RefSeq and is a predicted model, not a curated record.
UAAAAAUAGAAAAAUAGUGAGUGUAUGUACUCAUAUAUAUAACGCAUAGAUUUGGCGUAGCUUUUGCUGUCUCAGUACUGAGGUCACAGUGUUUUUCACUCCCUCCGCUUCACAGCUUUCCCUCCAGAUCUGAUCCCAACAACCAGAGUGUAGGGUUAUCUAAGAAGAAGUUGGAGAACAUGGGUCGUGGAGUUAGCAGUGGUGGGGGACAGAGUUCUUUGGGCUAUCUUUUCGGGAGUGGGGAGGCUCCAAAACCGGCCGCAAACAACACCCAAGCUGCACCAAUUCCAAACGAAGGGAGGGUUGUGACUAAUGAGCCUGCUUCCAAACCUACUGCUCCUCCUCCUGCUCCUGAGCCAGUAGAUAUCACCAAGCAGAUUCCUGCUGGCAUCCACAGUACUUCUUCAAACAACUACAUGCGUGCAGAUGGCCAGAACACUGGAAACUUCAUUACGGAUCGACCCUCGACUAAGGUCCACUCUGCCCCAGGUGGUGGUUCUUCUCUGGAUUACCUCUUUGGUGGACCAGGUGGCAACUGAGACAUGCCUUCGCAUUGUUGAAUUUUGUGGAACCUCUAUUUUGGAUGAGGCAAUGCCUUCCAUCCUUUAUGUAAACAAUUAUGACUUUUAUGGAUUCUGUGAUGUAAUAUAGGUGUUGUGGUUGUUGGGAUCAUUCAAUCAAGAGUGCUCUUUUUUAGAUGCAUAAACCAUCUGAUACAGAUUUCCUUGUCAUGGACAAAGCAGCAUUUCCCUAGUGCGUAUUUGGUGUUCUCU